GGGGAGGAGCGGGGAGGGGCCGGGCCGCGGGUCCGACGGGUCGGUGGGCCGCGGGGUGAGCCGGCCCUGAGCGUGGCCGGGUCGGCGAGGUGACGGAGAGGUGAGCCGGGAGGGAGGAUGGGGGGCACGGCGACCGGGGGUGGAACGGCCCGGGCACCGAGGUGACGGGAGGUGGGGCGGCCCUGGGCGAGAGGAUCCUGGCCGGGGAGGUGAUAGGAAGAUGCGUUGGCCAGAGCGGGAGGAUGAGGGACCCGGGCACCGAGUGUGGCGCAGCCCAGGCCGCGGAGGUGACAGGUGAUGGCGUGACCCAGGCGGGCCCAAGGAAGUGACAGCAGGACGAGCGUCCACCUCUGCUCACACCGGCGGUACCCAGCAGUGCUGUGACACAGUGAUGUGACACGCAGUGAUGUGACACGCAGUGAUGUGACACACAGCCCCGCAGGUCACCGGGCAGUGGUGACACCGGCCGGUGGCUCCGGCCAGGGCUGCUCACUGUCUGCUGGGAUUUUGUGUGUGUUUGUGUGUGUGUGUGUGCUUUUCCCGUUUGCUUUUGUGCCUGAGGAUGGCCGAGGGGGAGGGACUUGCUAACGUGUUUCAAACAGAAACUUUCAAACCAUCAAAAGCUUCACCCGCGCCCAGAAAUAGGCACUUGGGUGAAGUGCAGUGGCUGGGUGCUAUUUCUGUUCCAUGCAAGUGAUUUCCUGCAGAAGAGCCUCAUAGAGGUACUAAGGGGAACCACUGGCCAGCGGGUGUUGCUGGGUUUGGGUGAUGAUGGUGAUGCUGAAGGACCUCAGAUGGACACCUGCAGCUGCACAGCCACCAGCUGCACUCAGAGCACUGCAGAGGGGCAGGGGAGGCAGCGACAUCCAUGGCAUCUCCACAGGCAUAGGGUGGCCAUCCUUACCCCAGGGGUCACGUCACCUGCCAGGUGCUUCCCUCUUUGUGAUUCCCCUUUCUCCUAAGGGAGCCUCUCCCCAUGCCCAAAAGUUUCUCUUAGUACACAACGCUGAGCUCCUUUUGAUGGCUGUCACCUGUGAUGGCCUCGCUGCAUCCCCAUUCCCCCAGCAUGCCACUCACCUCGCAGCUCACUUGCCUUUUUGGCAUUACCUCCAUCACACCGAGCCAUCAAUUAAUUAUUGACAAUAAGUGGAGCGAAUCAAUGGGUGACGUGUGCUGAGGUGGUUGCAAAGUGCUGGGAUCGGGGGCACCACAGCAUUCCCUGGUGCUGUGUGUGUGUGCUGCUGCUGGUCCACACUGACUGACAGGUGUUGAAGUGUGGAAUCAGUUCCCCUUUUCCAGUUCAUGCCAAAUGUGCCAGGGGUCAGGCUGUGCCCAGCACCUCCUCGGGAGGAGUUGUGAUAGAGUGAAGCUUGAUCUGCAAAGAUGCUGCAGCUGUCCCGGCCUCCCCCAGUGCAUCCCAGCACCGCUCACAGCUGGGACCUGCCAAUAUCUGUUUCUCUCAUCACCGGCUGCAAAAUGCACCAAAACGCAGUGGAAGCAUGGAAAGGCACACAGCACAGGCUGUUGGCUGGUGUCAGCGGGUAUGACUCAAAUCAAGUGAGAAGUUUGGAUAUGACUGAAGACAAUGGGCUGAUUUCUCCUUUCUGGCUCUGGGACAAUUCCUCUGGGAUCCCCGGGGUUGUAUUGAUGGUCAUGGAGUGGCAUUUGGCUCUCGCUAGGAGGUUUAUUGGCUUUUAUUUUUCAUUUAAGCUAAAAAUUAGAGGGGAAAAAAAAAUCAAAGCAGUAUUUGAUGGGGAAACAAAGAAGUUUCAAACCUCCACAACUGGCCAAAAAGGACCUCUCUGAUGGGACAGAAGUGAUCAGCAGUGAUAGCAGAACUGCAGGUCCGGGAUGGGAGCGCUCAGGAGCGAUGCUCAGCCCCAUGGCUGGAGCGUUAGGAAACGAUGCUCAGCUCAUCCCUUGCCCCUACUCCUGCCCAUGCACUACUGCUGGGUGUGAACAUGCGGGGUGUCUGCUCCCAGCAGGACCUUCCCUGCGUGUUGUCCUUCACAAGUGGCACAGCAGGGGAGGGCACUGGCACAUUUGUCCCUGUGGAUGAGCUGCAGUUUGGGGAAAGACUGCAGGGACCCCACUGGGUGCCCACUCCCCGAUGCAGCUCAUAUCCAGAUCUUCUGCUGCAGGAGUGCAAAGGAGUGGAAUAAAUGAUUCCUGUGUUCAGCACCGAAUGCCAGAGAACCUGUUGCCAAGAGUGGAAUUUCUCAUUUGAUUUGAUUAACCUUUGUGUCUGCACAAACAACCCAAUAUUUGUCACUGGCUGAACACUUGCUGGAGGAGUUUGCCAGCUCGUCUGGAAGCAUCUGGUCUGCAUGCCAUGCACAGUUAUGCUUUCCUGCACAGGAAGUCCCUGUUGCCACCUCUGGAAGGACACCUCAAGGGACAGCACAGUGUCCCACACUGUGAUAGCAGUGCUCUGGAACUGGGGGCAUGCAACCACCUUUUCCAUGGUGUGGGUACAGGGAAGCUGCUCCCCAAACACCGCAAUCCCACCGGGCACCUGGGCAGGGUGAUUGGGGAUGCUCAGGAGGCACAUCUUUGGCUUGGAUUGAGCUGAACGAUGCAGAUGAGGUUAUGUGAGAGGCAUCAGAGGCUGACAAGUCACAUCUGUGUUUUAAAAAACAUGUGCACGUGGGAGAGAAGUGUUAAGCAGAGGUGAAAAGAAGGCAGCAGGUGGCACUUCCUGCAGUCGCACUGCUCGUGUCUGGCUGAGCAUCAGCAUUGCUUCCCUGGCACUGUCCAUGGUCUUCAGGCUGGGUGUGGCCAUGGGAGCCAGCAGGACCCACUCCAAAAGCCCUGACACCCCUGGGGCAGGUUUGGUCCCUUGGUGCAGCUGGGCUCUGCAGCAAGAUCUGAGUUGAGGGCUAUAGCGCUGCAUCCAGACCCUGCUCAUUGGUCCCCAAACCCACACUUGCUCAGCCCAGCAGUGAAUUUUGUCUGCAUUGCAAGAAACGUUUACAAACCAGGCAGGCUGAGCUCCUCCUGCAAGGUGCAUCCCUCAUCCUGCUGCAUUGUACCGGGCUGUACAGCCCACAGCAGUGCACCUGGGUGGCUCACUCCAAGCAGCUGUGUUAUCUCCCUUCAUUCAAGUGUGAGGUUUGGGUUCAGUGUCUGAGGAUACUUGAAAUGAACUUGGGCAGAAGCAGCCACUCCAUGGCCUUAAUCCUCCUGAAGCAGAGGGGUCUCCUGCUGGUUGCUUCUGCGGGGAGCACGACCAGGCCUUCCGUGAUAAUUUCUGAUGUUCAUUAUUUAUAGAGAAGCCAAAUUGAAUUAUUAAUACAGAAAAUUUAGAUAACAUUAGCAAUUCUCGGUUUAUAACAGUUUCCCAUUAAUAAGGAAAAUUGGAAAUUUAUCACUACAUCUGUUCAUUAAAACUCACUAUUUUUUUUUUCCUUUUGGUGUCUUAAAUGAAAGCAUAGAAAUAAACGAAGAGGAAAAGCCAUUUACUUGUUACUUCUCUGGACGAAGCCAGCCCAUAAUUUUUAAUAAAGUCUUUGCUGUUAUACGUGGAGAGGAAAUCAGCUCAUCAUGAAAGCAGCUUUUCAACCAUGUCUUUUGCAUUGCUCAGCCAGAGGACAGAUACUCAGAAAGCUAUCCUGUUUCUUCCCUUUGUGGGAAUGCUUCAGCUGUCAGAUUUCUAAUUUCCCUCCAUUCCAGCAGCUCUCCUUGCUUUCAGCAUGUGUUCUUCCCAGCUCCAUGUGACUUCUAAUGCAUCCCCUGCUUGUUUCAGAGAUGGCGGAUUCCUAUGCCUGUAAAGGUGGAAGGAAGACUGCAGGUUCCACCAAACCCAGCAAAGAGAGCAGGGCAGAGGCGAGGCUGAACCCUCCAGCAGAGCUCCCCAGGCUGGGAAAUGCAACCAGUGACAAAACCGAGGGCAAGAAGAAAGGACGACCCAAGGCCGAGAACCAGGCACUGAAAGACAUCCCUCUCCCACUGAUGAACCAGUGGAAGGAUGAAUUCAAAGCCCACUCCAGGGUGAAAUGCCCCAAUUCAGGCUGCUGGCUGGAGUUUCCCAGCAUUUAUGGCUUGAAGUACCACUAUCAGCGCUGCCAAGGGGGCGCAAUCUCGGAGAAGCUGACGUACUCGUGCUCGUACUGCGAAGCUGCUUUCAGUUCCAAAACUCAGCUGGAAAAACAUCGUCUCUGGAAUCACUUGGACCGACCAGUGCCAGCCAGCAAAACAGAAAACAAAGUGCAGAAGGCCAUUGGGAAGAGCAGCGGCAAGAAAAGAGCUGCUGAGAGUUCAGCUUGCCCCACCAUCCAUCCCAAACAGGCAAAGACGGAAAAAGCCGUGUCCCAGGAUCAUGCUGAGAAUGGCGAAUGCCCGGCAGAGAGCCGGGAGAGCAAGGAGUUUCAGAUCGCCGCAGCCGAGGCAAUUGCAGCUGCCACCCCCACAGCAAAGUCCUCGAGUGGCAAGGAUGGCGGGCAGCAGGGGGGCAGCCAGGCCUCACUGCAGGAGGAAGACCCUGAAAGGAUGAAGCACAGAAGGAAACAGAAAACUCCUAAGAAGUUUACGGGGGAGCAACCGUCCAUCUCGGGAACAUUUGGAUUAAAAGGUCUUGUAAAAGCAGAGGACAAGGCAAAAGCCCAUCGAGCCAAGAAGCUGGAGGGGGGCACCAACAUGGAGGAGCUGAAAAAGAAACCUCCAGGAGCUGGUGUGAAGAAGGAAGCAGCUGUGCACCUACCAGCAGCAAAUCCCGAGGACCAGUGGCAGCGGGAAAUCAGUGAGAAGGGAGAAGUUGCCUGUCCAACCUGCAGUGUUAUAACCAGGAAAACCAUCGUUGGGCUCAAAAAGCAUAUGGAUGUCUGCCAGAAACUGCAGGAUGCCUUGAAGUGUCAACACUGCAAAAAGCAGUUCAAGUCCAAAGCUGGGCUGAAUUACCACACCAUGGCUGAACACGUCAGCAAGCCUGUUCCUGUGGAAACCGCUGCCCUUGGUGAACAGGAAGAGCGGGAAAGGCUGAGGAAAGUGCUAAAGCAGAUGGGAAAACUGAAAUGCCCCAAUGAGGGCUGCGCAGCCAACUUCUCCAGCCUGAUGGGCUACCAGUACCACCAGAAGCGCUGUGGGAAGCAGCUCGCCGAGGCUGACAAGCCUGUCUUCAGCUGCCCACACUGCGGGAAGAAAUACAAAUCCAAGGCUGGCCACGAUUACCAUGUACGGUCAGAACACCCGGCCUCAGUGAGCCCCCCGGACACCUCCGCCGCCCGAGAAGUGGGGCCAUCCCUCCCUGGGGGUGACUGCAGAGCUGCAGAGCCUGUGGGCAGGAGCGAGCCGGGCAGAGCCGGGCCAGGCAAGCCACCAGAGGAGCCAGAGGUGAAGCCAGAGCCCCCCCCCAUAGAGGAUUUUGAAAGGACCCCGAGUGGCCGCAUCCGUCGCACAUCGGCUCAAGUGGCCGUCUUCCACCUUCAGGAGAUAGCAGAGGAUGAGCUCGCCAGGGACUGGACCAAACGGAGGAUGAAGGACGACUUGGUACCCGAAACUAAGCGGCUCAACUACACCCGGCCAGGACUGCCAAAGCUGAAUCCAAGGCUGCUGGAAAGCUGGAAGAAUGAAGUGAAGGAGAAGGGCCACAUCAACUGUCCCAAUAAUUGCUGUGAAGCCAUUUACUCCAGCGUCUCGGGGUUGAAAGCUCACCUGGCCAACUGCAACAAGGGGGAGCACUCAGUGGGCAAAUACCGCUGCCUGCUGUGCCAGAAGGAGUUCAGCUCUGAGAGUGGGGUCAAGUACCACAUCAUCAAGGCUCACUCGGAGAACUGGUUCCGAACCUCCUCAGAAACUGCCCGGAAAAAGAAAAACAGAGAGCAGCUUUCAUCCAGCAAGGAGGAAAAAAAAAAAAGCACAAAUGGGAAGAAAAGAGGGAGAAAACCCAAGGAGAGACCUCUGGAAACAUCGUUGAAGAGCAGAGAGAGUGUGGCAGCAAAGACUAAUCACAAGAAAAGCCCUGAGCACUGGGAGGGCUCCCGAUGCAGCUCCGAUGGGGAUGAACGUGGCCCCAAAGCCCCCAGCCAGCGCAAGGGGGGAGCCAGCAAGGUGCCCGAGAAGUGAGCAUUCAGAGACUCAUCUGCAAGGAUUCGUUUACAGCCCAGGGUAACAGGGUGGGGGUCGCUCCCAGUUUUCCAU
This is a messenger RNA of Phasianus colchicus (ring-necked pheasant), 6135 nucleotides long. It is a transcript of the gene ZNF512B, whose product is annotated as zinc finger protein 512B. The record is from RefSeq and is a predicted model, not a curated record. NCBI's taxonomy places the organism in Eukaryota, Metazoa, Chordata, Aves, Galliformes, Phasianidae. Gene Ontology annotation, molecular function: zinc ion binding.